GCAAGCCGCUGGUGCGUUAUCUGCAGCGUGCAAGCGUUCCGGUUUAAUCCCAAAAAAAACGCUGGAACGAGAGAGUUACUUUAAAAUACGCUGUAUUUUAAACCGAAACCACAACCGACCAUACCACACAAUGCAUGGCUGUCACUGACAUUUCAAAGAAUUUAAAAAGUAUGCAGUAAACACAAAGCGUUUAACGCUGCACUGCAUUCGAACUCCGAAACUCCAGUAACUGAUUGAGAACUAGUCACCACCCCGCCCUUCUACAGAGACAAACCGGUCCAAGCAGAAAACUCUCCACAGACACAUCACAGCGGCCGCUUACAGGUGAAUGGGAAAGUUUGCUGCUGUUGUCGGACAUGUCUUCUAGAAGAAUACACGUCCAGUAAUUUAUCUGGAAAAAGCUUUUUCAUUUUAGUUGAAGUGCAUUUUCAUCUGCAGUCACGAUGGAGCAAAAGAAGAAAAUCUGGCCCAAUCUCCGUGACAGAGGCAGGUUUAAUCUGAAGAUCGGAAAGAAGGGUCUGGGGAAGAAGAAAAAGACCCCUCUGAAAUACAGGAGGAGUAUGUCAGUACCAGACCUCAGGAUUAAUCCCAGUGCCAUGAUGGAUUUGCAGGAUGAUUCCAGGACGCCAGGUCAAGAGACCAUCUUCUUUGGAAACGUGGAAGGUUCAUGUGACCUGGAUGAAACGGGAAGCGAAACCUCCAGCAUUGCCUUAUCUGAGCGGUUAAGUGUCGCUGACUUGCCAUACUCCUGUAGCCCCGCGCCGUCAGAGAGAUCAGCUCCUGUUGACUUUCCAGUUUUAUUAGAAACCGACAAGCGGCAAAGAGCCACGACGUGGUACAUAGAUGAUUUAGAUGCAGUGACCGGACCUGUGUAUCCACCUACAGAAAGACAGGUGGCACCUGAAAGAAAAUCGCCUGGUCAGAGACUAAAAGACCCCACAGACAGACUGGCUGCGGCCCUCGGUAGAGUCGGAGCGGGAAGACAGACGCCUCCUUCACGAGGUUCAGACGAAAUGUCUACACUGACCACCACGGAGUCGGUCAGCAGUAUUCCACCUGAGGAGAAAUGUCCUGCCGAGUACCAGCCAUCCUCUCCGCUGGAAAUGUUCAUUGCAGGGUCAGCUGAGGACAUGGACAUUCCCAAUGAAACCAGUGACUUUGAUGCACUCGCAGAACAAGAACAAAAUUUUCCAGCAGGAUUAAAUGACAGUCAGAGUGCUUCAGGGCUGCAGAAGGUCCAGUACCUCCUAGCCAUCAACCUAAAGGAAGGAAAAAACCUGGUAGUCAGAGACCGCUCAGGUACAAGUGACCCGUUUGUCAAAUUCAAAUUAGAUGGCAAGAACAUCUACAAAAGCAAAGUUGUGAACAAGAACCUGAAUCCCAUUUGGAAUGAAUCGUUCUCCUUUUCCGUCAGAGACCUCGAUCAGGUUCUUCAUCUUAAGGUAUAUGAUCGAGACCUCCGAUCCAAUGACUUCAUGGGUUCAAGCAGCAUUCCUCUCUGUAAACUGGAGUUGGACAGAAUAAUCCCCAUGACGCUACCUUUGGAGGACCCUAACAGUGCAGAGACAGAUAUGGGAGCGAUCGUUCUAGAGGCAUGCCUGUCCGUCCGAGAGGAACCUGCCAAACGAAAUAAGUGGCUACUGAGAAGAAAGGGAAGCUUUAAUAAGGUAUGUCAUUUCAUAUAGCAGCCAUAUACAUUUUGUUUAAGUGUUCCAUCAGACGACAAGAAUGAAAACGUUACCAGAACGAAAUAGACAGAAUACACACUACUUUAUUACAAAUAUCACAGCUUUAUAACACAUCUGUCCACUGGAGGGCAGUAGAUCCUCACCAUCUUCCCCCACAGACACUUGGCCGAUGUUAUGCACAACAUUUAUGCAAGUCUCUCUCAUUUACUUUCACUUAGUUCAAAAUUCCAAAACUUCAACAGAGCGAGAAACUUUUGUUUUGCGGCUGCGACUGUCUGAUGCACUGAACCAAUCCGCGAUUUCCAAAGAAAACGCAUCAGUGUGAUUUAAACAAAGCGCAAGUCUGUCUUGCAUUUUGUGCAGGUCAGCUCUAAGAUGAGGGUUUAUUUACCUCACAGCGGUUGGCAAAUAGCUUUUAUUGUUCAAGGCCGUUCAAAGUUUGCAAUUUAAGAUUUCUCUGAAAUCUCUGCCACAUUCUACUGUAGAGCGGGGUGUGGAGAAUUUGCUUUUAGCACACUGUAUUUAUGAGCAGCAUUGAAUUUGAUAUGUCACACCGAAGCUGUAAAGAACAAAAGUCCGUGUGUUAUAUAAUUUAUAGCCCAUUUGACAAUGCGUAAUAUUAAUGAGAAAGAGUUUUACAAGUUUAGAAAGUUUUCUCUUGUUAGUUUGUAAACAAAGUCUCGUCUUAAAAAGGUGAACGUUUUAUAGAAAUAAAUGUCACUCCAAAAUUUAAAUAAAAUAAAUUAUUUAACGGAUAAAUAAAGAGACAGACAGACAAACAGAAAGAAGUAAUUUUGUGUAAGCACAGUAAAGGCUAUUUAUUGAUAUAGAUAAAAAUGUAGUAAUAAAAACAUUUUAUUUAUUUAUUUAUUUUUUGCUUUAUUCAAAUUUUUAUUUUAGUGGAAACAUACAGAGGUUUUCAGUAGUUACAGACUCUGCAUGUUUAUAUAGUGUUCCUUUGACUAUUCUCACA
Molecule: messenger RNA, 2661 nt
Organism: Puntigrus tetrazona (Sumatra barb)
Lineage: Eukaryota; Metazoa; Chordata; Actinopteri; Cypriniformes; Cyprinidae
Product: multiple C2 and transmembrane domain-containing protein 1-like
Exons: 8
Coding region: 444-1685 (413 amino acids)
Source: RefSeq, a predicted model, not a curated record